AUGUCUGGUUUUCCACUUCAAUACCCACCCGGUCGUGAAUUGACCGGUGGAGACUUACUUGCCCAGUCACUUAAGCACCUCGGCGUGGAGGUUGCCUUUGGUUUACAUGGCGGCCAUCUUGAUGCGUUUUUGAUGGGAUGCGAGAAUAUUGGCAUCCGGCUGGUUGAUAGCAGACACGAGACGGCGGCCGUCCAAGCAGCUGAGGGCUACUGUCGCGUGAGCACGAAGCCCGUAGUUGCCUUUGUGACGGCCAACAGCGGGUUUUCAAAUGGCUUCCCCGGCCUGGCUACGGCCUAUGGUGACCGAAGCCCCAUUCUAUGCAUUACAUCGUCGCCUCCCCUCCGCGAUACCGAGAACAAUGCUCUCCAAGGAAUGAUCGAUCAGGUUGUGGCUGCGCGUCCGGUCACCAAGUUUGCCCACCGGGUGGUCGCGCCUGAAGAAUGUCCUCGGAUCGUAUCGCAUGCUCUCCGCGUCGCACAGUCGGGGCCUCCAGGCCCAGUUCUCCUUGAUUUUCCCAUCGAUGUGCUAUUCACACCAGUUCAUGCGAAGCUCAUCGCCUGGGGGUCAAUCUCUUCUCCUCGGUCAUACCUACCAGGCCCGCAUGAAGAGGCGAUCGAAGCAGCAGCUGAGCUUUUGGCCACCGCAAAACGACCUGUUAUAAUCACAGGCACUGGAUCAAGGAAUGCACGGCAAGGCAUCCUUCAGCUGGCAGAAGCAUGCAAUGUUCCAGUUUUCGGCACCUCCAAGUUCGCAAGCUUUACCCCAAAAUCAGCUAUGCUCGCUAGUGCCACUGCCGGUGUACUAGCUACACUUCCGCUAGUCCAUCUUCCUCGCCCCGACCUGAUUCUCCUCCUAGGAACUCGAACUGGCAUGUUCCUCGGCGGACGAAGCCACGCUAUCAUACCAGAGCAAGAUUGUAAGCUGGUACAUGUUGAUUGCGAUGGUGGUGAGGUCGGACGUACACUUUCAACAGACCUUGGAAUUGUGAGUGAUGUUGGAGUAUUUGCGUCGUCACUGAACAAGAAGUUAGGAAAUUCGCCCGAGGUGCAAGUCGACAAAUCAUGGGUUCAGGCUCUACUCAAUUUGUCUUCUGCCGAGUCGCCCUAUGAAAAAGAUCCUGAACAAACAAGCUCGGGCCGACUUCACCCCUACCACGCUGUCGAACAUGUCAUGUCAUCCAUCGAACCAGGAAGUAUAAUUGUUUUGGAUGGUGGCGAGGCAUCAGUUUGGGCUGGUGACCUUUCAUCGCGAUGCCAACCAAGCUUGGUGAUGACUGCAACUGGAUAUCUUGGCUGUCUUGGUAAUGGCUUCGGAUAUGCCCUUGGCGCGGCAAUUGGUGCCCCGGAGAGGAAAGUCGUCAACAUCCAAGGAGAUGGAUCUGCCGGCUUUCACUUGAUGGAGCUCGAUACGUAUAAGAGAUUCAAUCUGAACAUUCUGACAGUGGUUAUCAAUAACUCUCGCUGGGGAAUGAGUAUCAACGGCCAGGACCUGGUCUACGGGUCAGACCAUCUUGCCCGACCCGUCAGUUCUCUCAGCUCCGGGACUCGAUACGACAUUGUCGCAGAGGGUCUACAGAACGAAACCGCCAGACUGGAUCACAUUGCCGACAUUAAAAGCACGGUUUCUAGACUCCAAUCAAAGACGGGGCCAGGCUGCAUUGACCUGAUUGUGGAUCAUAAGCCAGUCCAUCCAAUUACAACUGCAAUGGUCGGACUGACAGAUGAUCCGAACUCGGUCGUUGUGCCUUAUUAUGACAAUAUUCCCCGCUCUUACUACAAGUCCUGA
Penicillium argentinense is the source of this 1785-nucleotide messenger RNA. Its product is annotated as thiamine pyrophosphate-binding protein. The transcript has 5 exons. The coding region runs from base 1 to 1785 and encodes 594 amino acids. NCBI's taxonomy places the organism in Eukaryota, Fungi, Ascomycota, Eurotiomycetes, Eurotiales, Aspergillaceae. Gene Ontology annotation, molecular function: acetolactate synthase activity; thiamine pyrophosphate binding; flavin adenine dinucleotide binding. The record is from RefSeq and is a predicted model, not a curated record. Gene Ontology annotation, cellular component: acetolactate synthase complex; mitochondrion. Gene Ontology annotation, biological process: L-valine biosynthetic process.